This is a messenger RNA of Dictyostelium discoideum AX4, 969 nucleotides long. RefSeq lists its product as hypothetical. Gene Ontology annotation, cellular component: lysosome. Bases 1 to 969 code for a protein of 322 amino acids. The record is from RefSeq and is a predicted model, not a curated record. The transcript has 3 exons. Lineage: Eukaryota; Evosea; Eumycetozoa; Dictyosteliales; Dictyosteliaceae.
AUGAAAAGGACGAUAAUAAUAUUAUUAUUUGUAUCAUUAUUUGUAACAUUUGUUUUAUCACAAAUACCAGAUAAUGAUCCAGAAUUAUGUCAACAAAGAAUUCAAAGAGAGGAUUGUCCACAAACACCAGUACCAUGGGGAACAUUCAAUGACAAUGACGAAAUCGAAGUCUACUAUAUGCAAGCACCAGUUUUCGAAGCAGUUUUUGGAAAUUUCUUUGGUAAGUUGGGUGGAUAUCAUUCAGCAAUUGGUUUCUAUGACCUUACAACUGGUUUAAAUUAUACAGCAGAAUAUGAUGCUUUCUUUGAAGUAGGAAAUGGUACAUUACCAAAUAUCAUAAAUGUCGAUGGUAAAGAUGAACUUUUAUGGUGUAAUGCUGGUAUCCUUUGUACUGUUCCAUACAUUAAUGAAACUUAUUGGGAUAAAAACAUCUAUUCAACUGCUUCAAAAACUUAUAUGGGAACAAUUAAUGGUACUCAAUUAAAUCAAUAUAUCGAAUGGAUGCAACAAUAUAAUAUUUCAAAUCCAGUAUACCAAACAUGGGACGUCUGGAACAAUUAUGGUCAAGAUUUGUUUGUUCCAUCAACAACAUGUGAUGAUUUCACUCAACAAUCAAUCGAACAUUUAGGUAGUAUUGGUAUUAAUUAUAAUUGUUCAACAGUUUUCAAGAGAGAUUACAUUAAUCUUUUCACUGAAAAACCACAACCAAUCGAUUUCACAGAACAUUAUGAUGAUAUCUUUAAAUUCUAUGAAGCUGUAUUAGAAAUUAAAGAAGGCUCAAUUGCACAAAUCAUUGAAAGAAUUUUAUCAAUCAUUGGUUUAAAGAAAUAUAUUUACGUUCAAGGUGAAUAUUAUUUAUUAGAAUUAAAUUAUCCAUUUAUGAAUGCAAAAUAUGAUUAUAUCACAUUACCAGGUUGUCCAGCAAAUGGUAUCGAUUAUGAAAAUGGCAAUUUUAUUCAUCUCAAUUAG